AGUGACGACACGGCGCAUCAAAGGCACGAGAUCGCCGAGGCAGAUAGAGCCCGAACCGAAACAGCAUCGGCAGCAGCAGGGACAGGUCGAGACGCACCGAACCCCGCAGACGCGCCAGUGCACGCCGAGAUUGCGUUUACCCGAAUCCUACGAGAUGCUUCAGUUCGGCGGCAGGGUGCGCGGCGUUCCCGCGCUCGUUUCUCUUAUUCUGGUAGCAUUGGCGGCGGCAUCAUCCGAUCUCUUUGACAACCAACUGGGCGAUAUCAAUUACUGCAAAAAACAAUGCCAGAUGUCCAUCAAAAACAAAAGCCCCGCCAAAGACUCCAUCAUGAAUGCCUGUCACCGUGGAUGCCGUCUGUACUCAAUCUGCCAGUUUGUGAAUGGAAACGCAGGCGUCAAUACAAGCAAAGAAGAAUGCCAGGGAGCGUGCCAGGAGGCCUACAGCAAACUGCUGGAGCAGGAGGCCUGUAGCACUGGGUGCGCCAGCCAACCCGCUGAGCCGGAGAUCAAAAGGAGAAAGCUGAAGGCCCUGACCAACCGCCCCAAGCCCAUCUCGGUAAUGGAUGCCCUCUCCGGCUGGUGCAAUGACAUCGUCAGUUCCGCUCAGAGCUUCAUUUCCUCCACCUGGACCUUCUAUCUGCAGGCUGAUGAUGGGAAGGUUGUCGUGUUCCAGAGCCAACCAGAGAUCGAAUACUCCUUGCCUGAGUUACAAGCCCCACGCUCCAACGUGGCUGACAAACCCUGGCCCCAAGUCAACUCGCACACACAGCGACCGCAUACUGGUGGGCGGUUGCACGGGGAGAGGAAUGCGGCAAAACUUGGAGCGAAAGGAAAGCAUGUCAGCCAACAUGCCGAGGAUGCAGCUGCUGAGCAUGACUUCCUGGGCUGCAUGUCAAGGCGCUCAGGGCUGCCACGCUGGAUAUUAGCAGCCUGUCUUUUUCUGUCUAUCAUGGUGAUGCUGUGGCUGAGCUGUGCCAGUCUAGUCACAGCACCUGAGCAACACGUCAAGAAUCAGCUAAGCAUCAAUGGAGAUAAGGAGUUCUUGGAUGACACCCAGAAGAUCAACCCAUACCACCUGACGCCUGUGAUUGCCAUGACCAUCAGCCAAUCGGAGGAGAGCAAAGAGGCGGGUCCACUUCCAGUCAAGGUGGACCUCAGCAAAACAUCGCUUUAAAAGGACCAAGGAAGUACUUUCGACAACUAGGGUUAAACACGUGCUUCUGAGCUACUUGUCUCCAAUUUAAAGGGAAGCCACAUCAUUUUUCUAAAGAAAAAAUUGCAUGAUGUCAUUUAUUAUAUGGGUUUCAAAUACGUCCUGUCUAAAUCCUAGUCUAAUCACUGAAUCCGGGAACCUCAUGGAAUCGUAGUAUUAGGUGCUUGUUUACAUAAUGUACUAACUUAUGCAUUGUCAGCUAUAAUGUAUACAUUAAAAACACUAGCAACGUUUGAGCUCAUGAACAACUUCACAGCAAUUUUCAUAUCGCUGUUGUUAUAUGUUCUCAUUGAAUAUUGGAAUAAACGCACUGGGGGCUCGGACGGUAGAUAAAGAUGCUUAUAAAAACCUCGAAAGUAGAGUAUUGGAGUAUUUGUCAAGUUCUGGCAGCUCAUCCAAAUAUUUCAAUUACACAGAACACACACAGACUACAACUGAAAUAAGCCGUGAGCGUUUUCACAGUGCCCCUCCUCCUUUGAUAUCAAGCUUUGAUGGCGAUCUGUCAGGAACAGUUCAACUUUUUUGCGCACACUUAGAUUUUCACUUUGAACGGAGCAAUAGAGAUAUCAAACGCAACCAAUUAGCAAAAGAUGCUCGAGAUGACAUUUAACAAAGCGUUUACAUGGAUGGCUGCGUGCUUUGAACUGAUACGCUAACAAAACAAAACGCGUUACUUUUAACAUAAUACUAAAUGCUAAUAGUUAGUUAAAUUGUAGAGUUCAAACUAAAAACAUUGUAUGCACACAGAAAUGCAGGGAGAUUUUAAUAUGCAUAAACUAAAAUGAAACUAAACUAUCCACAUGCAUAUCUAGAAAGCAUGAUGUAUAUUUAUUUAUUUCUGUAUUUAUUCAAAGCGUACAGUAACACAUCAUAUCUCGACUGCUGUGUUUUACGGGCCGCUUAAAUAGCCUAUCGAUUCUGAUACUUAGAAACUUAUCCCCACUUUCAGAAACAUAGAUGGACAAUAGAGUUGCUGUUCUGAUCGAAUGUGAAUUGUUGUAUUCUACCCUUGCUUUUAUUAUCCUAUUACAGAUAUUGUUUCAUCCCAAAGGGAAAGGUGUUGGGAUGGGGUUUAAAAUGGGUUGGUUUCUGUCUACCAAGCACCCGGUUUUGACAAAUAUAUCUUUUGUAACCAGACUGUAGACUCGAGGAGCUUUAGCACCGUUUGUCUUGUGCAGCUAUUUUCCACUUUUAAGUCCAGCCACAUUGCAUGCUAGUACGCUAUGAGACAUUAAAUAUAUUGUCCAAUCUCUUUUUGAAAGCGAACUGCUGUAGGCUUCUGAUCUUUGUGUUUUUGCUAAGUGUUUGGUAAGGCAUUGUUAUUAUGACUGUAAAUUAUUAAGAAGCCAGAGGCAAGAUACCUUAAUAAGCCAUUUAAUAUCUACUGGUUCUAAGCAACGUCAUCACUGUAUGAAAUACGUAUCAAUAUUUGUUUUUCUCUUUUGAACAGUUUCCCAUGAGAUAAUCCAUAAUAUCCGACGAAUAAAGUGUUUUCAUGUAUUUCA
Molecule: messenger RNA, 2718 nt
Organism: Triplophysa dalaica
Lineage: Eukaryota; Metazoa; Chordata; Actinopteri; Cypriniformes; Nemacheilidae
Gene: tmem59l
Product: transmembrane protein 59-like
Exons: 8
Coding region: 155-1174 (339 amino acids)
Source: RefSeq, a predicted model, not a curated record